GGGUAGCUGUCUAUAUUUAGAACCGUUCGUUAAAGGCGAUAUAUGAUGCCUCUGGCCGUUAUACAGCACUGGUGAGAAUUAAAACCUUAUGUUUAUUCUGUAUAUCUUAUUCAAGCUGGAAAUAUCACAUCAAUAUAUUGGAAAUCGCUUACAUGGAACAAACUGACGGCGAGGAACAAAUAGUCGAUCAUGGUCAGGAGUCGAACGGUGGGUGGACGGCGCUCCACCUGGCUGGAUACUUCGGCCAAAAGGAUGUCGCGGAGGAACUGCUCAAGGCUGGAGUCGACGUGAACGCGCAGAAUGAUUUGGGCGACACGCCUCUACACCUUGCAGCAGUCUCUGGAAGAAAGGAGGUAGCGCUGUUACUGCUCCGGUAUAGUGCCCGCGCCACAACACUCAACCAAGCUGCUCAGACCCCGAAGGACAUCACAGAAGAUGAUGAAAUCAUCACUAUGCUGGAAGCUGCGGAGAGAAGAGAGGAGAGGAAGAUGGAGGAAAGACUUUUAGGUGCAGCGAAAGAUGGAGACUCCACCACCUUGUCCCAGUUGCUCAGUAAGAACAAACCAAGAGAUAUUCAUUGCAAGGACUCAGAAGACAACACGCCAUUGCACGUCGCAGCCUGCAGGGGGCACACUCAGUGUGUGGCCCAGCUGCUUCAGAGAGGAGCCAGCCCCUUUGUCAAGAACAGGAGGGGCCAGUCUGUGUUCUACCUUGCCAAAGAUGAUGAAAUAAGAUUUCUGCUAGAGAGAAGUGAAGAAAAGGGCACAUGCAGCAUAGCAAAAAAGUUUGAGGGCCUCCUGUGGAAGAGGUCGAAUUUCCUGGGCUGGAUCUCCCAGUGGGUCGUUCUGGGGAAUGGGAAUUUAAGCUGGUUCUCUACACAUGAUGCUCCUGUCCGGCGCUGCCACAGGUCUGAUGCUGUGUAUGCCGAUCGCCAGCUGGGCUGUAAGUCUCUUCACAGGGCUCAGUGUGUGGUGAAACCUUGGGAUAAGCAUUUUUUUACAAUCAAGUGGCCCGAUGGCAGUGCCGAUCACUUCAAAGUGUCCUUGAGAUGCUAUGAACCGGAAACCACUAGGAAAAAGUGGGUGGAUGCCAUCAAGGAGCACGCGUCCGCCGGCGCUCCCCGAGGCAGGCAGGAGGAAGGCGGCACGCCGGAGGCUGUGGGGGACCAGGCAGCUGAGGAGGACACGAUUGUAGGAGCCUUUUCCCGCUUCUUGCAGGCAGCUGAGAGCUACCAGCGGCACCUGGACUGUCAGGUGGAUGUCUUCGUCUCAAUGUCCCAAAGUGCAGGUGACAUUGGUCCUAUGCUCCUGAAGGCCAGACACAUAAGCGAACUCUGCAGUGAGACGAGCUCAGUUCUGAGACACUGCCUGGAUCUUCUCUCUAGUCAAGAAGAGGUGUGGAGCGUGAGGCUGGAACAGGAGGUGGAGAAGAACAAGAUCCUGUCCGAAGCUCUGCAGACCUUGGCGACUGAGCGGCAGUUGCUCGAGCGGGCGCUCGCCGACGGCAGGAAGUCUCCGGCGCCGAGCGCGCUCACGGAUGAUGAGUUCUACGACGCUCUCUGCGGUGAGUACAGUCUCCGUCGGAGGACACACCUGGUCGGCUGGACCCGCUCGCUCGGCUCGGCCUGUGAGCCCCUCCCUGGGCCCGCCAGCAUGUCUGGGGAUUGUAGCCAUGGUGACAAGGCCCACCAUAAUGGAGUCAAGAAGCACAGAGGAGCUCUUCCUGCUCCCAUGUUCUCCAGAAACGAUGUCAGCAUCUGGAGUAUCCUCAAAAAGUGUAUUGGCAUGGAACUGUCUAAAAUCGCCAUGCCUGUCAUCUUUAACGAGCCGUUGAGUUUCCUCCAGCGGCUGACCGAGUAUAUGGAGCACACGUACCUCAUCCACCAAGCCAAUGCCUCCACAGACUCCAUCCAUAGGAUGAAGUGCGUGGCCGCCUUCGCAGUGUCAGCCGUAGCCUCGCAGUGGGAGCGGACUGGCAAGCCCUUUAACCCUCUGCUGGGGGAGACCUACGAGCUGAUCAGAGAGGACCUGGGCUUCAGGUGGCUGUCAGAGCAGGUGAGCCACCACCCACCUGUGAGCGCCUUCCACGCAGAGGGCCUGAAGGACGAUUUCCUCUUUCACGGCUCCAUCUACCCUAAGCUCAAGUUCUGGGGGAAGAGUGUGGAGGCGGAGCCUCGGGGCAUCAUCACCCUGGAGCUGCCCCAGCACAAUGAAGCGUACACCUGGAGCAACCCUACAUGCUGCGUCCAUAACAUCAUAGUGGGGCAACUGUGGAUCGAGCAGUAUGGCAACGUGGAGGUUCUAAACCAUAAGACUGGGGAAAGGUGCAGCCUGACGUUCAAGUCAUGUGGCCUCUUUGGUAAAGAGUUACACAAAGUGGAGGGUUACAUAUACGAUAAAAGCAAAAAGAAGCUCUGCGCCAUUUACGGCAAGUGGACGGAGUGUUUGUACACGGUGGACCCGACCUCGUUUGACCUCCACAAAAAAGCAGACAAGAAGGAGGAGAAGAAAGGCAGCAAACAGAGCUCUGUGGAUGAGGAACCUGAGGAGAUGCCUCCUCCUGAAGUCGAGACCGUGGAGGUCAUCCCAGGCAGUGAGCUCAUCUGGAAGAUAGCGCCCCGCCCGGAGAACUCCGCUCAGUACUACGCCUUCUCCACGUUUGCCAUGCACCUGAAUGAACUGGACGAGGACAUAAAGGGGGCGAUCCCUUCCACGGACUGCCGCUUACGGCCCGACAUCCGUGCCCUGGAGAACGGAGACAUAGAUAUGGCCAGUGCUGAGAAGAAGCGGGUGGAAGAAAAGCAGAGGAUGGCUCGGAAGAACCGGUCCAAAUCCAGCGACGAGUGGAAGACGAGGUGGUUCACCCAAGGCACCAACGUCCACAAUGGAAGCCAGGACUGGCUCUUCUCCGGCGGCUACUGGAACAGGAGCUACUCCCAGCUACCUGACAUAUACUAA
Electrophorus electricus (electric eel) is the source of this 2957-nucleotide messenger RNA. RefSeq names its product oxysterol-binding protein-related protein 1. Lineage: Eukaryota; Metazoa; Chordata; Actinopteri; Gymnotiformes; Gymnotidae. Gene Ontology annotation, cellular component: BRCA1-BARD1 complex; BRCA1-A complex. Gene Ontology annotation, biological process: protein K6-linked ubiquitination. The record is from RefSeq and is a predicted model, not a curated record. Gene Ontology annotation, molecular function: protein binding; ubiquitin-protein transferase activity.